AUUUUCAUGGCUGGGCACGAGACUCAAGACGCUUGAGGAGGAAGAUGCCAAGUGAUCUGAGUUGCCACAUCAAACUCAACCAGGGCAACAGUUUGGUGGGGAAACGAUUCCUGUCACAGUGGAAUUCGACCAUCCGUGGCAUAAGAGUUGAAGCUUGAACUUGUGGGUUCACUACAUCAGAAGACUUCAACAAAAACUCAGUGCACAGGGAUCCCCUUUUUAAUCACUUCACGAUUGCAUUCAUUAAACCGUCCUGAUGAUGAGAGAAUGGGCCAUACACACUUCUCUGUUGGUGUUAAUUGUUUUCAUCAAGGGAACUUGGGGUUCAGCUCAAGUGGAUCAAGAAAUUGACGAUUAUGAGGACCUUCUAGCGGUGGAAAGCAGUUUCAGCUCCAACGAGAUCACGCCUCUAAGGGCGAUUUUGCCCGUCCCAGAAGGCUUUAACGGUCAACGAUUAACUCGUCCUCAAUCAAGCGCUUCUAUUUCAUCUGACAAUAGGGCCAGGAUAAUUCGUCCCGAUGGAUCGUACACAUUCAGUUACUCUACGAAUGACGGAACCAAUCGAGAUGAAUCUGGCCUUCCCAAGGCGAACGGAGGACACGUCCAAUCUGGGGGCUGGUCUUACAUUUCACCCGAGGGUCGAACGAUAUCACUUCAGUUUGAAGCCGACGAGAAUGGCUAUCGACCAAUUGGCGAUCAUUUACCCACGCCUCCGCCCCUGCCACCCGCACUCCAACGAUUUGAAGAUGCUAAAGCCGGGCGAUUGAACAAGAACGCCCUAUCAACACCUUCAAAAAUUAUACC
Molecule: messenger RNA, 804 nt
Organism: Tigriopus californicus
Lineage: Eukaryota; Metazoa; Arthropoda; Copepoda; Harpacticoida; Harpacticidae
Cellular component (GO): chitin-based extracellular matrix
Molecular function (GO): structural constituent of chitin-based larval cuticle
Source: RefSeq, a predicted model, not a curated record